Aureobasidium musti is the source of this 666-nucleotide messenger RNA. Lineage: Eukaryota; Fungi; Ascomycota; Dothideomycetes; Dothideales; Saccotheciaceae. The record is from the annotation of a GenBank genome assembly.
AUGGGCAAAGGUCUACGAUCAAGCGUCAACAAGACCAACAACAGAAAGCUCAAGAAGAAUGUCUUUGGCCCCGUCGAGACGGCCCGCACAGAGCGUCUGUCGCAAAAGCUGCUCGAAUUAGCCUCCCAGCCAAAGGCUCCCAAGUCGGACAUGGAAGUUGAGGAAUCAAGUGACUCGAAGCAGGCCGAGUCCGAGGCCAAGGCCACCAACGCAAAUGGUGCGUUAAAUGCUCUUGCAAUCCCGGUGCCAAAGUCGCUCGCCCAUCAAUGUCCUGCUACUGCUGCUGCCUCGAUGAACAUGCUCACACCUCCACCUACCCCUCCGCUCGACAUCUCCGACUUCAGCAAUCCCUCUGUCAGAUCUGCACAUCGACGCUAUGCCGACGAACAGCUCUUCUUCCACCUCCUGGGUGUUUCGACCGACAUUCACGGCUUCGACUCCUCUGGCAACAUUUGUUUAGGUUUCGGAUCCGACUCUGAGAGUGAUAAUGAGAGCAGCAGCAACACCGCAAUGGACGUCGACUUGACCAACGCUCCCAGAACAAGCUGGAUCAAGGCCGAGAAGAGAGCCAAGGAAGAAAAGCGCAACCGCAUCGCAAAGAAGCAAAAGCGCAAGGUCAUCAACCAAAUGACUUUCAAGAAGAACCCUCGUACCGGAAAGAAGUGA